AUGAGUCAAAAUAAUCAAUUACAAAAUUGCCACAAGGAAGACUUUCCUUUUCAGCAAUCACUUCAGCAACAGUUAUUACCAGCUUUAAAUAAAGUAAUUCAUCAGUUAAAAGAAAUAGUUUGGUCGCUACCAGGAUCGCCUGUUUUCGUAUUUGCUUUAAGUUCCGAUGUAUCAUCAGAAAGUUCAGAUUUAUCAUGUGAAGAAUACUAUUGUGAAGACUGA
Ambispora gerdemannii is the source of this 222-nucleotide messenger RNA. The record is from the annotation of a GenBank genome assembly. Lineage: Eukaryota; Fungi; Glomeromycota; Glomeromycetes; Archaeosporales; Ambisporaceae.